UCUGCAUCAAUCUGUCUCGUCCGUCAUCAUGAGCGCCAACAAACGCCUCUAUUGCUUUCCAUCAUGCAGGGCUACCAGCCAUGACAGAGUGCCGGCGCUUCUGGUAAGCACGGGUACAGACAUCUGGGCGAGUCCCAAACAUAGAGUAUUACUACUUAUGCACACAGCCUACCAGCGGCCGUGCUUGUACAUUGGAUGCGAAUUCUUUCCUUCUUUCUGACGUUUGUCGUUUGACAACUUUCCUUAAUACUUCUCUGUUGUUUCUUUGCCUGUAUCAGUUUCAGCCGUUGAUCGGCCUGUUCUUUGGUUUCCCAUGCCCUCUCAAUUUCUCUCAGAUCUUGUACAGUUAUGAUUCUUAGACUCUGCGCUCUUCUCAUUGCCACGGCAUUUCCUGUGUCUUUAGCAUAUCCUCAAAGCAUUCAUGAUGCUGAAAUUCCAUACGAGUUGUCUGUUGUACCAGAGUGUGCAAGGGAGUGUCUGCGCGAGUCUCUAGCGACGACUUUUUCUUCUGAUUGUAAAGAUAGUGGCACGAACGACAUCCAGUGCUACUGCGCAGCCUAUGACAGCAACGGCUUCACUUUCGGAGAAGCGGCAUUGCGGUGCUUCUACAUGAACUGCCAGAGUGAUAAGGAGGAAGCAUCACGUAUAUAUAACGUCUGCGUUGGUCAGCCAAAGGCAGUCCAGCGAACUAUGGGCUCAAUACCCAUCACCCGGUUCCCUCCAUCAACGACCGUGUCAACAGCCCCACCGUUAAUUACAUCGAGUACGUCAGAAGUAAAAGGUACGAUGAUGUUGUGGCCGUACAUGCCUACGCCAAUAACGACAUCAAUUCCAAAUGAGACUCCAGGUGCAGCUUCGGAUGCUACACCGGGGCCGUCAGCUGCGGUAGCACCAGCACCUCACUCCACGGGACCAUUGAGCACCCCUCAGAUCGUGGGCAUAUCCGUUGCUGGGGCCUCGGCUCUUAUCCUCGCUACUGGUGCAAUCAUUCUUGUGACCUGUACUCAGCAACGGCGAAGACGACGAGCUAUGGAGCAAGCGAAAUUUGAUCGUAUGGAAAACAAAAGUGAAAAACGAAGUCCUCCAGGAAGCCGCGAUGGGGAGGGUAAUUCAUCCUUGAAGCCACUCAUGUUGCCUUUUAAGGUGUUAAGAGAUCCUCGCAGUGGCCCUGGAGGAGUUGGUAUAGCUCCCGCGCCUCCAAGGUCGACAACUCCGUCACCGCGUCGGUCCGUCGUCGGCCUGGCGCCAGUACGGACGAAUCUUCCCAGGCUGCAAUUGAACGACCAGCGACCAAGAUCACAGUGGAUCAAUCCAGAUAUUCCAGUGGAGCAGAUUGGUUUGGCUAUUAGUCCAGAGUCGGAUCUUGGAACGUCUCCAGAUAGCAUGAGAAGCACGAGAACAGUCUCACGUCUUCUCCCGGCAAAGCCUUCACCUCAGCUCGCUCGUCCAACGAGUACGGCGUCUGGUCUGACAGUGUUCGAAGAAGAUCGAUACAGCAGAUCAGUGCGGCAGAGUCAAGCGGCUCGCCCGCCCCUUGCUCGACUCUCAGCAGCGAAUGCUCUGACUGAACUUCCAACCCCACCCACUCAAAUGAGCCCCUUUGCAGACCCUACAAUGGUGCCUCGGCCACUAAACCACUCAAUGCGUCAAGUAAGCCAUCCACCCACGCCGCCUCCGCCUUUUCCUGUUCCUCCAAUUCCAGUGUCCGUUCCGAAGGCGCCGUCAGCGUCAGAGCCAUCUAUGCCGUUCACCCCUGCUCCCAUCAAAUCCAGCUUAGGCGGGCCUAAGGAGCCGCCCGUGUUGUCUCUCAACAUACCCAUCAGACAGUCACGGACACCUCUGCUACCAAACUUUGAGACCUUCCUUUCACAAGCGUCUUCCCCAAUACUACCUCCAAAGCCAUUGUCCGCAAAGCCACUGCCUACAAGAGUGUUUGCGGCCCCCGAGUAUACAUCACCAGCGACCGAAGUCCCUCCUAGAACACCAAAUAUGGCGAACCUAGUGGGAACACCACCAACAACGAGCCGAAAACGUGGCAGCAACGAUAGUACUAGCACCGACGGUUCCGAAGGUUAUGUACCGAAGUACUACGCCAGCCCACGAAGUACGGCUGGUGCUGGAAAAGUUGACAAACCGAGCAAGUCACCAAGAAUCAUAGAUAUCGGCACAGCCGGCUCAACCAAAACAUCCACACCGCUGUCUCGGAGCUCGACGCACAAGUCGGCAUCCGUCCGGGACUCAAUGGCUUCCUGCACGACCUUCGAGACCGCCGACAUGGACGAGCCCACGCCCCCAUCAGACGAAGAAAAGACUCUACCCGCCAUCCCAGAAUCGCCCAUCUCCGGGCUGAAAUACCCCAAGAUCCCUCGCGCAUCCAAUCAAGCCGUCCCCCGCAGUCCCCGCAGCUCACAUGGCUCCCUCACACUCGACACGCGACCCUCACUGCUACAGAAGCGCCGCGGCGACGACGCAGCUCAGGAUCUCGAAAAGCGCCUGUUUGUCAGCCCGAUCUCGUCUAGUCUCCGCUCCAGCAACACGACGCAUAGCAGAGUGGGUAGUGAUGGCACGCUGCCUCAGCAGGUCACGUACUCGCAGCUCGCGGUCAAGUCUGGGCCUGGCAGUGCGGAUAUGUUCGGCCCGUUGAAGAGCCCGAUGUGGGCGCCGCGCAUCACGCCGACGCGCCGGGGACAGGAUCUGUUUCUCUCGGUCUCGUAGGGUGGGAUAAUGAGGAUCUGUAGGCUGCAGGUCGCGACCUCUUUAUUUCUGGGGAAGGGGGGUCUUUUAAUAUGGUAUUGGUGGUCCGUCCUCCAGGUGAGACACGCACACACACAUACACACAAAAAACCACGUUUCCUUUGCGUCAAUUGUAAACAGCAAAGAUACCCCAUUCAUUUGAUUUCUUGCAAGCUUUUUCGGUCCAGGUCUGGGUCUGGGUAGGUGGGUGGGCAUCGUGAGCACUCUUUCUAGCAUUGCAUAGAACCUAUCAGAGCAAAAUCCGCAUCCACGAUAUCAAAGUGGCAUUGUAUCAUAGUUUUAAUUUGGAAAU
Pseudovirgaria hyperparasitica is the source of this 3046-nucleotide messenger RNA. RefSeq lists its product as uncharacterized. The coding region runs from base 349 to 2715 and encodes 788 amino acids. The transcript is spliced from 2 exons. Lineage: Eukaryota; Fungi; Ascomycota; Dothideomycetes; Acrospermales; Acrospermaceae. The record is from RefSeq and is a predicted model, not a curated record.